GCGAAACCCUCUCUUCAUGUAUACAAAGGUCCUGAAACUGCAAUGGUUCCAUUGUGCCUCGCCCUUCUCCACUUCCCUUGGUACCAGUUUGGCUCCGGAGGCAUCUCCUUCACUUCUUGAUGAUCCCCCUUUGAAACCAGCUUGCUGAAGCACGUCCAGGCACUUCUUGAUGGCCCCAAAAAGCUUGUUAGAGCUGGUUUUCGCUGCCAAGUCCUCCUUCUUCACCAGCUUGAGGAUCUCUAGAUUGUGCUUGGCGAUGGAGAUUUGUGGUUGAAGUAGGUGUGUCCUCCAACUGAAGCGCCUUACGAAGGCAAGGCCGUUUUUUUUUUUUUUUUUUUUUUUUUUCCAAAUCCGACUAACCCGAUCUAAUUAACCCGAGACCUGAAAAUCCGAACCCGACGAACCCGAAAUACUGUUCACGGUCGAAAAUAGAUUUUUCUUUUUUUGGAUCGGUUUGGAUUGGAUUUAAUACUUUCAACCCAAAUCCGUCCGAACCCGACCCAUGCUCAGGCCUAUGUAGGAAUUGAUAGCAACAGGAAGUCAAGUCAAGAAGUGCGUUUUUCUUGGUACGAACAAGAGAGGUUUGUGAAAGCUCCAAUCAAACAUUUUCUCUCUCUCCAUAUCUCUCAAACCAUUCCAUUUCUUAUGACUCUUUGCUUUUCACCGACUACACUCUCUCAUUCCGCUAUAGUCUAUGCCUUAACACAACAAACAACAACAAAAGGUUUUUCGUUAUAAUGGCCGUAAAUACUGGCCAAAUUGAUUUAAACUCUGAUGCCGUUUUGUUCGAUCGAGAAAAAGAGAUUGUAGGAGUUAAAUCAACAGUCUCCAAAGUUGUUACUGUUGGUGUCUCUCAUUCUGAAACCCUAAGUGCUGACCCUAUUAUUGGUGGUGAGGUUGUGAUCCAUGAUCAGAAGGCAUGUCAUGUUGGUGAUGAUAGAGGAGUGGAGAUGCAUGCUAUCAUGAACCAUGGGUGUGGUGUGAUGAUUAAUGACGGUGGAAAAGAGGGUUUUGGUGAAAAACAUGAGUUGGUGGGUGUAGAAGGUGUUAAUGGGGUGUGUGAUGAGAAAGCAGGGGGGUUUUCAGGCGGGCUGGUGAAGAAUGAGGAUGAGAAAAGUAGGAUUAAAUGUUCACAUGGAGUUUUGUUUGCUGGUAAAGGUGCAGAAUCUGAUGGGGGUUUGGCUUUUGGGUUUAAUGAGGGUUUUGGGAGUGAGCUUGAGUGUGAGAAUGUAAGGGAUGUUACUGAGAAUGGUUUGCUGAGCAUUGAGGUUGUGGCGAAUAAUGUGGCUCAAGGAGGUGAUGAUGAGACUGAGUGUGGGCAUGAGGUUAAGAAUGAUGCUUUGGUGAAUUUAAGUGCUGUUGUGGAGGUUGAUGGUGAGAGAUGUGUCAAUGCCAAAGAAUCUUUGCAUCUGGAAGAUUUUUCAAGGAAUUGCGUUGGGUUAGAGCCUUCACAGCCAGCCUUUCAGGUUGACGCACAGAUAGAUGUGAUGCAGAAUCAUGCCAUGGUUGUUGACAUUGAUGAGGGACGGAUGUUUGAGAAUAUUCAAAGUGAAGAUCAUGGUUUUAAUCUUGUUGUAGAUCUUAAUUCUUAUAGAAACAUUCGGGAGGUUAGCGUGUGCCGGAAACCAACGAAUUCAGAAUUGAAUUUCAGUGUAUCUGAUUUGGUAUGGGGAAAGGUGACAGGCCAUCCUUGGUGGCCAGGUCAGAUCUGUGACGCUUCGGCUGCAUCAGAGAAAGCAAAAAGGCAUCUCAAGGAACACUGUUACCUGAUAGCAUAUUUUGGGGAUCACUCAUUUGCUUGGAAUGAUGUGUCAAUGAUUAAACCAUUUCAGAUGCAUUUUUCACAAAUGGAGAAGCAAAGCAAUUUGGAAGAUUUUCAUUUUGCUGUUGAUUGUGCUUUAGAUGAGGUCUCAAGACGUGUUCAGUUUAGCCUUUCAUGCCCUUGCAUACCACGAGAUGUGUUUUCCAAGCUUGAAACACAAGUAAUUAGUAAUGCUGGAGUAAAUAAACAAUUGAGCAGAAGAAAUGUUGGAGGGGACAGAUUUAUGAAUUCUAUGUCUUUUAAACCCUUGAAACUUGUCAAUUUUGUUAAAUCAUUAGCCGAGUCGCCACUUGAUGAAUCUGAUAGACUGGAUUUUGUAACCUCACGUGCUCAAUUGUUAGCCUUCUAUCAUUACAAGGGUUAUUCUCAACUGCCUGAGUUCACAUUGCUUGGUGGAUUAUAUGAUAAUGAUAUGGAAACUCUACUCAUGAGAGGACAAGAACAAUGUGAUUAUCAAACCCAUGUUGACUAUUCAAAACAGGAGCACAACCACAUCUCUGGAGGUAGCAAGCGCCGCGGUAGGAGACAUAAACUUUUGUCAAAUUUGAUGUAUGAGAAGAGCUUGUGUGUGUCAAAUGGUGAACACACAUCAGAGCAGAUAUCCAAGUCAGCUCCACGGCGUCGUGGUAGGAAACGGAAGGCACCAUACCAUACUUCGGAAGAUUAUUUCCAUAAUUCUCAAAAAAGAAGGUUCACCCUAUUACAGAAUGCUUCUAUAGAUGAAAUGAGAACUCAACUUUGCUUGGCUGCCAAGGAUCCAAUUGAAGAAAGUUGCACUAGUGACAUGGUACAUUUCUUUGCAGAAUUUAGAAAUUCCAUUAGCCUCGAUUCUUCUGUUUCCCUGGAUCAGGUAAUGUGUUUGGAACAGAUCCAAGAUGCUGAAACUGGAGUAACCUCUAUAGCAGCAUUGGAUUCUAUAACAACUGUCAUGGAGCCUUGCAAUGAUUCUUAUUGGACUGAUAGAAUAAUUCAAAGCAUUCCUGAAGAGCAAUCAUUGGCAAAAUAUCAUAAUGACAGAUCAAUCAUUUUUCCUGAGACUCUAACUCAGGCUAAUCCUCACUCGUUUAGCACAGAUUUGGGUUUUAAACAGCGAGAUAUUAAUGUAAAUUUUGGAUCAGAAUCUUCUAAACUUAUGGAACAUUUGGAUGAGAGUUCUAAGGAGGACUUCUGCCCCACAGCUCUGACUCUAAAAUUUACAAAUUUGAAUUCUGUUCCUUCAACAACAGAUCUCAACAAGAUUUUUGGCCGCUUUGGACCCCUGAUUGAAUCAAAGACUGAACUGUUGGAGAAGAGUAACCGUGCCAGGGUGGUUUUUCAAAGACGUCCUGAUGCAGAAACUGCUUUUAGUAGUGCUGGAAAAUAUAGCGUAUUUGGACCUUCACUUGUUAGUUACCGUCUCAAGAUCUUGCCUCGUAAACUUCCAAAAGGAACAGGAAAGCGGGGCAGAAAAAGAAAAAAUGAAAGGAGUUCUGUAGAUGCAGCCCUUUGAUGCCUUGGUGUUGACCUUGCGGACCUUAGAUAGGAUCUUAAAUUAAGGUUGGUGUUUUUAUGUGAAUGUCAUGUGAAUGUCAAUAUUCCUAGUAUAUUUUGAUGAGAACUAAGCUGACUAGCAUUCUAAUACAUAGAAUUCAGUAGCUGACCGGUUGAUAUUUAGAAAUAUUUGGGAAUAGGAUCAAUUACAUUUAA
This is a messenger RNA of Cajanus cajan (pigeon pea), 3508 nucleotides long. RefSeq names its product Tudor/PWWP/MBT superfamily protein. Lineage: Eukaryota; Viridiplantae; Streptophyta; Magnoliopsida; Fabales; Fabaceae. The record is from RefSeq and is a predicted model, not a curated record. Gene Ontology annotation, molecular function: nucleic acid binding.